AUGACAGAAGUCGGAAGUAAAAUUCCUUAUCCGGAAGUCGGAAGUCGGAAGUCGGAAGUGAAAUUUCUUAUCCGGAAGUCGGAAAUGUUCCGUUACUUCAUGCUCUUCGCCCUCGUCUCAGCUGCCUCUGCAGUCACUCGUGCCAUCUGUGAAAACUACUGUUCUUCUGUCAACGGAAGAGCAUCUUACGACAACUGCUCUCCAUGGAUCAGUUUCGCCACCCAACAAAACCAGACCUGCUACAAUGAGUGUGUCUAUAAGUGUGCUGUUGUCUACAAAGGAUCUUGCAUGACUGGAAACAAAUACCGUUGCUGUCUCGAAACAUUCCCAGCCAAGAAGCAGCCAUUUAAGAUCAGUGGAUGCAAUAAACUCUACAAUAAUCUCAUCUAA
Caenorhabditis remanei is the source of this 390-nucleotide messenger RNA. RefSeq lists its product as uncharacterized. The coding region runs from base 1 to 390 and encodes 129 amino acids. The transcript has 2 exons. NCBI's taxonomy places the organism in Eukaryota, Metazoa, Nematoda, Chromadorea, Rhabditida, Rhabditidae. The record is from RefSeq and is a predicted model, not a curated record.